Messenger RNA from Tilletiaria anomala UBC 951, 1861 nucleotides. RefSeq names its product peptidase C1B, bleomycin hydrolase. The transcript is spliced from 2 exons. Bases 148 to 1746 code for a protein of 532 amino acids. The record is from RefSeq and is a predicted model, not a curated record. Gene Ontology annotation, molecular function: cysteine-type aminopeptidase activity. Gene Ontology annotation, biological process: proteolysis; response to toxic substance; L-homocysteine catabolic process. Gene Ontology annotation, cellular component: cytoplasm. NCBI's taxonomy places the organism in Eukaryota, Fungi, Basidiomycota, Exobasidiomycetes, Georgefischeriales, Tilletiariaceae.
CCCCCUUUUCCACCACAUAACAAAGCCCUCAUCCCAUCUACGUCGAGCCCCCACCCCCUGGUCACACAGCAUCAGCAAGCGUACCCCGCCCUUUGACUCUCGAGGUCAGCCAUUACACCCGCAGAUCCCAUUCUCUCAUCAGCAACCAUGGGCAGCGCCCCCUCCAAGCCCGCGUCCCCGACGACACCGGUCGAGAAAUCAAAUGCCGCGUACGUCCACCACGUGUCGGCUGACCGCACGGCGCGCAUACAGGCAGAGCAACAGCAUCGCGCCUCCCGCUGGACGCAACAUGACCAGCUCGACGCAGACGCCCCCGGCGAGGGAACCGCCGAGAUCGCGCUCGAUAGGCUUGAUGAGUGGCACCAAGAUGCAUUUGCGGCACCAACCUCGCGCUUGGCGGCCAUGACGCUGCACAACGCCAACAUUGCCGACUCGCUGCACGUGCGCGAUGCCGAGAUUACUAACCAACACGUCUUUACGCACAGCGUGCCUCUGCACGCCAAGGCAGUCACCAACCAAAAAUCCUCCGGGCGGUGCUGGCUGUUUGCACUGACAAACCUGAUCCGGCUCGAGGUGAUCAAGCAGCUGGAUAUCAAGGACGCCGACUUUGAGCUGAGCCAGUCGUACCUGCACUUUUGCGACAAGCUCGAGAAGGCAAACUUCUUCCUCGAGAACGUCAUCGAGCUCGCCGACCGCGCGUGGGACGACCGGGAGCUCUCGUUCCUCUCGUCCUCGUUCUACUCGGACGGCGGGCAGUGGGACAUGGUGACGUCGCUAAUUGUAAAGUACGGCGUCGUGCCGCAGUCAGUGUUCCCCGAGUCUUUCAACUCGUCCAACACGUCGCGCAUCAACUGGCUCGUCACUGUUAAGGUGCGCGAGAUGGCGCAGGAACUGCGCGACCUCAAGGCCGUCUCCGAGGAGCGCCUCGCCGCGUCGGUGGCAUCGGGGCGCUUGACGCCCGCGCAGCGCGACGCGGCCGUGCUCGGCACGCUGCGUGCGCACAAGCAAAAGCAGAUGAAAGACGUGUACCGCAUGCUGGCCAUCGCGUACGGCAAGCCACCGCGGCCACACGAAGAGUUUGAGUUCAGCUGGUACGACUCGAAAGGGCGCUACCAAAGCCUGCGCACGACGCCGUACGACUUCCAGGUCAAGUACACAGGCACGUUCACCGCGAAGGGGUCCUGCUCGCUCGUGCACGACCCGCGCAACGAGCCGAACAAGCUGAUUACCGUCUCGCGCCUUGGCAACAUCUGGGGCGCUGAGCCAGUGCGGUACGUUAACACGGACCCGGAGCUGAUGAUGCGCAAGGUCGUGGAGAGCGUCAAGGCGGGCCACGCGGUGUUCUUCGGCUGUGAUGUGGGCCAGUUCAGCCACACGCCGAGCGGGAUCAUGGACACGAAGCUAUACGACUACGAGCACGCAUUCGGCAUCACGCUCGGCCUGACCAAGAAGGAGCGCCUGCAGAUGGGCGAGAGCCAGAUGACACACGCAAUGGUCAUCGACGCGGUCCACCUCGACGCCAAGACCGGCGCACCCCUGCGCUUUGCCGUGCAGAACUCGUGGGGCAGCACCGCAGGUAAGGAGGGGUACAUGGUCAUGAGCGCCGAGUGGUUCUGCCAGUUUGUGUACCAGGUCGUCAUCCGCAAGGAGUUUGUGCCCAAAGACCUGUGGACGCUGUUCGAGAACGGUGUCGACGAUCGCUCCAUCGUCCUGCCGUGCUACGACCCCAUGGGCGCGCUCGCUUGAUGGCCGCUGGCUGGCAGACCUGCUGAACCUGAACCUGCAUACCAUGUUCUGCGUACUUUGUUGGAUGUAUCUUGUAAUGCGACAGCUCUCUUGACAAACACGUAUGAAAGCGAAA